CCGGCCCCAACCCCCCGGGAGCAGCCGCGGCGGAGGAGGCUGCGCCCCCGGCGGGCGGCGUGACGGCGGGGCGCCUCCCGGCCGAGCCAUGGGGCAGACCUCGGUCUCCACGCUGCCCGAGCCGCACGGCGUUGAUGGCUUGGAUAAGGCUUCAAUCGCUAACUCGGAUGGACCAGCCCCAGGAUCCCAAACUCCUCCCUUCAAGAGAAAGGGCAAACUCUCUACCAUCGGCAAAAUCUUUAAACCUUGGAAAUGGAGGAAGAAGAAGACCAGUGACAAAUUCAGAGAAACAUCGGCAGUGUUGGAAAGGAAGAUUUCGACAAGACAAAGCAGAGAGGAGCUGAUAAGAAGGGGAGUGCUGAAGGAAAUGCCCGAGCAAGAUGGUGAUGUAACAGUAAAUUUUGAAACUUCAAAUGGACACACCAUAGCCAUUGGUGAAGAAACCAUACAGGAAGAAAACAUAGUAAAAGCCAGUGGAGAUAAUGGUACUUUAUCAGAGAAAGCUACUGCAUUGGAAGGAAAAAAAGAAGAUCAAAAAGAGAGCACUACUGAUCACUGCCCAGAAAUACCGGCAUCCCAUGCUCCACCACUACCCAAGUCUAAGCCUAAAUCUAAAAAAGCUCCGCUACCACCAAAAAAUGCUAUUGCUGCUUCCACCACCACCAGCCAUAAGAGUAAUGAAGCAUCUCAUGCUAAAAAAAAGGGAAAGGCUCCUGCUAAGCAGCCUCCUCUCCCACCUCCAAAGCCAACAAGUCACAGUGCAAAUCGGGAAGCUGCUAGUUCUAGUUCCUCACAUGCUAAAAAAACACCAGUCUCCAAGUCUUCUUCAUCACCAUCUCCUUCGUCCACAUCAUCUCAUUCCAAAGCCUCUAAGGAGACUUCCAGCAAAUCGGGCACAUCAGGGACUCCCAGGGGCAAGAAAAAAGCUGGGAAGCAGUCAGCCCCACGAACGGCACCAGAUGGGGCAGCUUCUUCCCCCUCGGGUGCCACAGCCAGCAGGUUGGAAGCGAAGGCAGAAAAAUCUGAGCCUGAGCAGCCUUCCAUAGUAAUUUCUGAAACAGAGGACGUAGACCAACGGAGCAAGCUGGUUGUACCCCCUCCUCCCACCACGUCUCCUCCUCCUCCUCCUCCGCCUCCUUUUCCUGCCGCAGCCGGUCAGCCCGCUGUCUCCUCAGAUGCCCAGGAUGCACCAGAGGGCUCGGUGGCAAAGCCAUCCAUCCCUGGAUCAGGUACUAAACCUCUUCUCCAGGCUGAGCAAGGGACAGAUGACAGCCUGAGCAGUACGGCCCAAGACAGCGGUCCAGAUGCUAGUGGAGAAGACUCAAAAAGCCUGGCUACCAAGGAUGACCAAGAAGUGGAGGCACCUGACCAGACCCACUCUGAACCACUGGAGGAGGCUUCUGAUGCUGCUGCCCCUGCUGAGAGUGAAAGCAGCAGAGAGAGCCAUAGCAGCGACUCGGACUCUGAUGGGCCGAUACUGUACACAGAUGAUGACGAUGACGACGAUGAUGAUAAUGCUAGUGCUGAAAGCUCUUUGGCAAGUAAAAUUCGUCGUAGGGAUACUCUUGCUAUCAAACUUGGCAACAGACCAUCUAAGAAAGAAUUAGAAGACAAAAACAUCUUGCAGUGCACAUCUGAAGAGGAGAGGCAGGAAAUCAGACAUCAGAUUGGAACAAAGCUAGUGAGGAGACUUAGCCAGAGGCCUACAACUGAAGAGCUAGAGCAAAGAAAUAUCCUAAAGCAGAAGAAUGAAGAAGAAGAACAGGAAGCCAAAAGAGAAAUAAAACGUAGACUCAGUAGAAAGCUCAGCCUGAGGCCUACAGUGGCCGAACUUCAAGCAAGGCGAAUCCUGCGGUUUAAUGAGUACGUGGAGGUCACAGAUUCUCCGGAUUAUGAUCGUCGUGCUGACAAGCCUUGGGCCAGGUUAACUCCCGCAGACAAGGCAGCAAUACGGAAAGAACUGAAUGAAUUUAAAAGCACAGAAAUGGAAGUACAUGAGGAAAGUCGGCAAUUUACCAGGUUUCAUCGUCCAUAAUUGUUCGACCACAUCCCAUGUUUCAUGUAACAAUUUUCUUUGGGGAAAUCAUUGCGUCCUGAAGACCCGAGAUUGCACUGGAACUUGACUGAGCGUGAGCGUGUCUUGCAGCUUGCCCUGAGGUUAAUGAAGGAUGUGGCCCUUGUCUUUAUCAAUGAACAAAUGAUUUGACUAGGAGCAGAACCUAUAUGAAGUGUUUGUUUUAACAAAAAUACAUCUCGAUGCUAAGACAGAGCAUGGUCCUGUGGCCAGCCCACAGAGACAAGUUGAUGGCCUUUUUCCUCGGAGCUUGACAAGUCAGGAAGAGCAGAAGACAAUCGCUUGAGAGCCUACGGCCAAGAUCUCAUCAGAGCUUGUGGCAUUGUGACUGAGGGUAACUCAGGGGGGAGCAUGAGAAGGACUGGGAGAGCAGGGGGAGAGACUUCCCUUGUCAGUCAGCAGAGAGCAGCGGGGUGGGUGGCACUGCGUAGGGAUGCACUUGGCCAGUGGGAGGAAUCAUUUAAAAGAAAAAAAAAAAAAGGAGAGUAUGAGCAGCUGUGCAUGUAGUUUUUAGUGGCCACAGCCUGUCUGAGAAAGACAGAAAGCCACAAGUCCUCAUGUCAUCAGUACUUAGUGAAGAACUGUAAUUUUCUCUGGUGCCAGUAAAUACAGUUGCCAGAAAUUAGUCCUAUUAUAACUCAGAUGUCUUUUUUAAAAUCCUGAUGAGCAUGCUUCAAGAAAAUACAUUGAAUGUUCAUACAGAACAAGUCAUAUAUUUUUCAUUUUUUAAUGUUGAUGUGCUCUGGAUCCUCGGAAAUACGUAAACAGGAUUCGAAGGACAAAGGACACGCGACACUAUGAAUGCAAUGAAGCGAUUCGUGUUUAGAAACACUCCUUUCCACCUGUCAUUUGUCAUUCAAACCAGAGGGAUCGUUAUCUUCUGCACCUAUGGCAGGCAGUAGUGGCAGCUUCAACAUCACGCUAGUGUGAGUCCAAACUCAGAAUUGGAAUGGGGCACAGAAGUCCUUACCGGCAGGUUUGAGCAGUGAUUGCUGAUGUGAUGUUUUACAUGUGAGAACCCUUGCACUGCUUUUAGGAAGGACUCGCAGGGGAAUCAGCGUGUCUUCAGCCUGCAGUCUCAUGAAAGCUAACCGAAAAUCCUUAGAGCGUCUGCAGCCUGUUGUUGCUCAGUGUGAAGAAUGCUUCUUAGAUCCAUAAUUUUUUAUACUAUCUUGAAAUUGUGUAUGUGAAGACAGUGCUAUUCAAAUUAAGUGGUAUGGAGUGUGAAAGGCAAUACAUGCUUUUUGUAAGUUGGCACAAAAGCCUAUUAAAAAGCCUGUGGCGUUGUUUACACUAAGGAAUUCUCUGUCAUAUAUUAGCACUUAUUUAUCCUUUGAAUUAAUGUACACAACAUUUGGGGGGGGGUCUGGAAUUCACAUAUACAUACAUUUAAUGCAGUAUUACAAUAUAUAUGCUAUUUAUCCUUCCUAAUGUGUGUACAUAUUACAAUUUAUUUUUGUCUUUUAUGUGCCCUGUUUAGUUUUUUAAUUAUGAAGUGUAAGUAUUUCUUUUUCAGGCAAUAAAAGGUCUGUGUAGAUGUGAUUCUUACCUCAGAA
This is a messenger RNA of Cygnus atratus (black swan), 3630 nucleotides long. It is a transcript of the gene PHACTR2, whose product is annotated as phosphatase and actin regulator 2. Gene Ontology annotation, biological process: actin cytoskeleton organization. The coding region runs from base 89 to 2035 and encodes 648 amino acids. Lineage: Eukaryota; Metazoa; Chordata; Aves; Anseriformes; Anatidae. Gene Ontology annotation, molecular function: actin binding. The record is from RefSeq and is a predicted model, not a curated record. The transcript has 13 exons.